AUGCCACGACCUGGCAGUCUAAAAGACCCAGACAUUGCUGAAUUAUUCAGUAGACAUGAUCCAGAGAAGAUCUUUGAGGACCUUCGUGAGAUCGGUCAUGGGUCCUUUGGGGCAGUCUACUAUGCUCGCUGCAAUCUCACAAAAGAGAUUGUGGCAAUUAAGAAAAUGUCAUAUGUUGGUAAACAGAGUGAAGAGAAAUGGCAGGAUAUCUUAAAAGAAAUUAAAUUCCUCAAACAGCUGGAACAUCCAAACACUAUAGAGUAUAAAGGGUGCUACAAACGAGAACAUACAGCAUGGCUAGUAAUGGAGUAUUGUGUUGGUUCCGCAUCAGACAUAAUAGAGGUGCACAAACGGCCGCUACGUGAAGAAGAGAUCGCGGCGAUCUGUGAAGGUGUAGUCUGCGGUCUAUCUUACUUGCACAGUCUAGGUCGCAUUCACCGGGACAUCAAGGCGGGCAACAUAUUACUCACUGAGAAUGGCACAGUCAAGCUCGCCGACUUCGGCAGUGCCAGCAUCAAGUGUCCAGCCAACAGCUUCGUCGGCACUCCCUACUGGAUGGCGCCUGAAGUUAUACUCGCCAUGGACGAAGGACAAUAUGAUGGAAAGGUGGACGUGUGGUCGCUGGGCAUCACGUGUAUCGAGCUUGCAGAGCGCAAGCCGCCGUACUUCAAUAUGAACGCUAUGUCCGCACUCUACCACAUCGCACAGAAUGAUUCCCCCACCUUACAGUACGUGUUACAGGCGCCAGAAUGGACGGAUACGUUCCGGUACUUCGUGGAGGCGUGCCUGCAGAAAAACCCCGCGGACCGGCCGUCGUCCACGAAGCUACUGUCGCACCCGUUCAUCACUCGGCCGCGCUCACCCAACGUGCUGGUGGACCUCAUCCAGCGGACCAAGGCUGCCGUGCGAGACCUCGACAACCUCAACUACAGGAAGAUGAAGAAGAUACUGAUGGUCGACGCCGAUAACGAGAGUGCUAUAGGGGACAGCGAGGAGACGGCGGAGGAGCGGUCUGGCGGUGACAGCUCGAAGUCCAACUCCGCCACGUCGGAGCACAGCGCGGCCGGCGCGUCCAGCCAGAGCUCGUCCUCCGGCAGUCUGCGCCGCCGGCCGCACGCGCAGGUCAACGCGAACCACCACAGCCAGCCGCCUGCGCCGCCGCACUACACUCACCUCAACCACCAACACUCCGCGCACUCCGCCGUGCCCGCCAGAGCACGCAAGAGCUGGCUUUUCUCAUGUUGCUGUUUCGUACGCAGAGAGAGCGAGAGCCCUCUAGCGGGGGCCCACGACGACUACGUCAACAAGGACGCACUCAGGGACUACGCCAACCGCGACUCGCUGUGUGACGACUAUGGAGAUGACUACGCCAACCGCGACGCAAUCCGCGAGGCGCGAGACCGCGACCGGGAACGUGAACGUGAGCGCGACCGCGAGCGAGACCGCGAGCGCCCGCCCAGCGACUACCGCGAGUACGUCAACGCGCCCGCCGCCUGGCACGACCCCGACGACAACCGCAACACGCAGCGCAGGCAGACCAGCCGCAGUAUAAGCAAUAAUGUUUCUGCGGCCAUGUCGCUGGUAUCAGAACACGGCGCCAACAACUUUGCCACGAUACGAACCACCAGCAUUGUCACCAAACAGCAGAAAGAACACAACCAGGAGAUGCACGAGCAGAUGUCGGGCUACAAGCGCAUGCGGCGCGAGCACCAGGCGGCGCUGGUGAAGUUGGAGGAGCGCUGCAAGGCCGACGUCGACGCGCACAAGGCGCAGCUCGACAGGGAGUACGAGGCGCUGCUGCAGCAACUCUCGCGGGACCUCGAGCGUCUGCAGACCAAGCACGCGCAAGAGUUGGAACGCAAACAGAAACAGAAUGCAGCAGCAGAGAAGAAGUUAAUAAAGGAUAUUACAGCGAGACAAGAACAGGACAGGAAGGCGUUCGAGACACAACGCAAGCGCGAGUACAAGGCCAACAAGGAGCGGUGGAAAAAGGAACUCAGCAUGGACGACGCCACGCCUAAACGACAGCGGGAUGCUACGCUACAGUCUCAGAAGGACAACCUGAAGCAGGCGGAGGCGGCGGAGGAGAUGCGACUGGUGCGGUCCCAGCGCGAGUACCUCGAGCUCGAGCUGCGCAGGUUCCGGCGCCGCCGCAUGCUGGCGCUGCAUCACAAGGAGCAGGAACUGCUGCGGGAGGAGCUGAACAAGCGUCAGAACCAGCUGGAGCAGGCACACGCAAUGUUACUACGUCACCACGAGAAGACCCAGGAACUAGAGUACAGGCAACAGAAAGGAGUACACGCGUUAAGAGAGGAGCAGUUAUCGAACCAGCACGGCACGGAGCUGGCCAACCAGCGCGACUACAUGCAGCGCGCAGAGCACGAGCUGCGCAAGAAACACGCGCUUCAGCUUAAACAACAACCUAAGAGCCUCAAGCAAAAAGAAAUGCAAAUUCGCAAGCAAUUCCGUGAAACGUGCAAGAUACAGACUCGUCAGUACAAGGCGCUCAAAGCGCAGAUACUGCAGAUGACUGCUAAGGAGCAUCAGAAGGAAGUGAUAAAAACGUUAAAGGACGAGAAGCGUCGCAAGUUGGUCCUGUUGGGUGAGCAGUACGACCAGAGCAUCACUGAGAUGUUGCAGAAGCAGACCGUCAGGUUGGACGAGAGUCAGAUGAUGGAGUGCCAACAGCUGAAGAUGCAGUUGGAGCACGAGCUGGACAUGCUGACUGCCUACCAGAGCAAGAGCAAGAUGCAGGCCGAGGCACAACGCAACCGAGAGCGGCGCGAGCUGGAGGAACGGGUCGCCGUGCGGCGCGCGCUGCUAGAGCAGAAGAUGGAGUCCGAGUGCGCGCAGUUCGUGGCGGAGCGCGCCGAGCGCACGCGUCUGCUGCACGAGCGCCACGAGAGGGAGCUCGAGCACUUCGACAACGAGAGCGCACGUCUCGGCUUCAGUGCGAUGGCGAUCGCAGAAGGCAGCCGGGAGGGCUACGGCGAAGAGGAGCAGUCUCUGUCGGGCUCGAUGCUGUCUCUGGCACACAGCAACUCGUCCGCCAGCUUCGCGGCCGGCUCGCUGUAG
Molecule: messenger RNA, 3075 nt
Organism: Spodoptera littoralis (African cotton leafworm)
Lineage: Eukaryota; Metazoa; Arthropoda; Insecta; Lepidoptera; Noctuidae
Source: the annotation of a GenBank genome assembly